This is a messenger RNA of Rotaria sp. Silwood2, 345 nucleotides long. The record is from the annotation of a GenBank genome assembly. NCBI's taxonomy places the organism in Eukaryota, Metazoa, Rotifera, Eurotatoria, Philodinida, Philodinidae.
AUGGAUAGUCAACCUGAUUUAAAUUUGCGAAAUGAAAAUGUUUGUCAAGAAAUAGAAAAUAUUAUGAAAUUUCGAUUAGAUUUAGGUAUUGAUGGUUUUCUAAUUGAUGCUACUCAAGACAAAAAUGUUGAUGUCAAUAUGCCAUAUUAUGGAUUAAAUCGUUGGUCGAGAGGACAUGAGAUGGUUAUUAAUUUUUUUAUUGCCUAUUUUCUUGGAGAAAAACCAGAAGAUCAAACGGGAGAUGGCUUAGCCAAAUUUACUGAAUCAUGGUUAUCAAACUUGCCAAGUGGUGCAUGGUCUACAUGGAUAUUAAGUUCACAUGAUAGUAAACGUUUCAAACAAUAA